AUGAAGUACACAACAAUCGCUACAUCUGCUGCAUUUCUAACCACGGCAUUGGCUGCUACAGUUCCAUCAGCGCCAUGGACCACAUUAACUCCAUCAGCAUCAAUUCCAACUGAUGCAACUACCGACUAUACAUCAAGUUUUGGUAUUCAAAUUGAGACUGUUGAAGCUGCAUCGGCAUUGUCUACUGAUUCGGCUACUGAUCUUUCUAGUAAAUUGGAAACUGCUUCUGCCACAUUGGGUAAAAGAGCUGUUGUGAGUGCGUUAUCGGAUGGUCAACCAAAUGUUAGGUCUGGUUCAUAUUCCAUCUUGCCAUCCUCAUCUUCUUCAGCAUCAAAGUCAUCAGUUGCUCCAGUUGCUCAAAUUACUGAUGGACAAAUUCAACACCAAACUACUGCUGCUGCUGCUUCAGUGGUAAAUCAAAUCACCGAUGGACAAAUCCAACACCAAACUACUCAAGCUUCAGUGGUAAAUCAAAUUGGUGAUGGUCAAAUCCAACAUCAAACUACUCAAGCUUCAGUGGUAAACCAAAUUGGUGAUGGUCAAAUCCAACAUCAAACUACUCAAGCUUCAGUGGUAAACCAAAUUGGUGAUGGACAAAUUCAACACCAAACUUCAGCUGCUUCCGUCAUCAACCAGAUUGGUGAUGGACAAAUUCAACACCAAACUACUGCUGCUGCCGCUUCAGCUGUUAACCAAAUCACUGAUGGUCAAAUCCAACAUCAAACCACAGCUGAACCAACUGCUUCUGCUGCUGCCCAAAUUUCUGAUGGUCAAAUCCAACACAAAAACUCUACCGUUGCUGCUGAAUCAAGAGCCGCUGCCACCACACUUUCCGAUGGUCAACCACAAGAAUCAGGUGUCUCUUCAUCCAACGACGAAGACUCAUCCUCAUCAAUUCCAAAAGCUUGCUCAUCUUCAAACAACUUGGUUAUGAAGUUGGAAGAUGGUGUCUUGACUGAUUCAAAGGGUAGAAUUGGUGCUAUUGUUGCUAACAGACAAUUUCAAUUUGAUGGUCCACCACCACAAGCUGGAUCCAUUUUUGCUGCUGGUUGGUCAAUUUCCAAAGAUGGUUACUUGACUCUUGGUGACUCCAAGGUGUUUUAUCAAUGUUUGAGUGGUGAUUUCUACAAUUUGUAUGAUGAAAAUGUUGCUGCUCAAUGUAAUGCUGUCAAGUUAAAGAUUAUCGACUUUGUUGAUUGUUAA
Molecule: messenger RNA, 1203 nt
Organism: Lodderomyces parapsilosis
Lineage: Eukaryota; Fungi; Ascomycota; Pichiomycetes; Serinales; Debaryomycetaceae
Gene: PIR1
Product: beta-1,3-glucan linked protein
Exons: 1
Coding region: 1-1203 (400 amino acids)
Biological process (GO): fungal-type cell wall organization
Cellular component (GO): fungal-type cell wall
Molecular function (GO): structural constituent of cell wall
Source: RefSeq, a predicted model, not a curated record